CCAUCCUCCAUUUCCCCGGCAUGGACGGCGGGGCAGCCCACGUCCCCACUUUGCCGCUGCCGACAUCGCCCGCAGAUGCGCGUACUCGCAUGGAGGAGUCGCUCAAACGCUCCGUCACCAUCGUCUUCUGGUACAAACCGCACUCCGCGCCCAUCCGCCUCCACGAAGAGGUCCCGACGUUCCCGCUCCUCCAGCUCUCGCAGUUCCCCCAGCUCGUGGCGGACCUCGCGCUCUCCCCGACAUCCUACGUGGACGCAUACAAUCCCCGCGCGCGCACCUGGGAGCAGCAGACCGUCUCCGCCGUGUGCGUCGUGCAGAGCGAGCAGCGCCUGCUCUUCCGCACGCGUAUGAGCCUCCUGCAAGGCAUGGCCGACGCCGAGUGCCCAGACUUGCAUGACGAGAUCGCCCUGCAGCAGCUCCCCCCUCUGUCCGGCGGCGUCGGCAAGCGAGUCGCGCCCUCGGACGCAGGUCCAGCGCCGCCGCCGCCGAAGCAGCCCCGCACGGAGCCUGCGCCUCCCUUGCCGACACCGACGCCUGAAUCCGAGUCCGCUGGUUCCUCCUCCUCGUCAUCAGCCUCGUCGGCAUCGACCCGCGCGGGCAUCUCCAAGCGGAGCUCAGUCCCGCGCGACCUCUUCCAUCACUUCAUGCCGCCCGCCGGCGCCGCACUGCCUCUCCCCAUCGCGCACGCGUCGCCCCCGCCGCUGGCCAAGCGCUGGCCGAAUGACUACACGGUGUGCGAGCUCGCGGCGGGCUUCCGGACGAUGGACGCGGUGCUGACGUCGGAGCCGGGCGUGACGCAGCGCGCGGCGUUUGAGCGCGCGUUCGGGUGCCGGUACGUCAAGUCGACGGUGUGCCGGCACCGCGGGGUGUGGCGGCGCGCCGGGCGGGAGCUGCGGGAGACGUACGAGCGCAUGGGCGCGGAUAGGCGCGCGGUGUGGACGGUGUUUCUGCGGCAGGUGGAGGGCGGGACGAUGCGCACGGAUCAGGGCCAGAGCAAGGGCAAGGGCAAGGGACGAGGGGGAGGGCGUGCGGACAGACCGUUGGCAGGAGAGAUGACGGUGGUGAUGGCCCCGCAGAUGGCGCAGAUGGGAGGUGCUGCGCCGUCGCAGCCAUCGUCGUCGUCGUUGUUGCCUCGGCCGCGAUCUCCCGCCGUCAGGGGUCCGAUCAUGGGCUCUUUAGGGCCUCCGCCUCCUGGGUUCGACCCUAACAAUCUGCGCCAGUUUGUUCCGCCUGUUGAGAAGUCUGUCCGGCCCUCACGCGCGACAACCAUGCGGCUCAUGGACAGCGACGACGACAAGGCGGAGCCCAGCGGCCAUCUGGGCAGCGUGCGGCCGCUGAGCACCAUACGGCGGUUCAAGGACUCGGUGCAUGACUACAUGCCGUUCGGGCCUGAGGUAUGCGCGAUCAUCGACACGCCGCAAUUCCAGCGGUUGCGGCAUAUCAAGCAGCUGGGGACGUCCUACUAUGUCUGGCCCGGGGCGUCGCACAACCGCUUCGAGCACAGCCUCGGUGUCGCAUUCCUCUCAAACCUCAUGGCCGAGCACCUCCAGCAGUCGCAGCGCGAACUGGGCAUAACGCUGCGCGAUAUCAAGUGCGUCACCAUCGCGGGCUUGUGCCACGACCUCGGGCAUGGGCCCUGGAGCCAUGUGUGGGACGGGCAGUUCAUUCCUCGUGCUCUGCCAGGAAAUAAGUGGAAACACGAGGACGCGUCGGACAUGAUGUUCGACACCCUGGUCAGGGAGAACGAUCUUGAGCUGCCUGAGGACGACGUCGCUUUCGUCAAGGCGCUCAUUGCGGGCGAUAGGACAAAGUGCAAAGACACGGAGAAGCCAUUCUUGUUUGACAUUGUGGCGAACAAGCGGAAUGGCCUGGACGUGGACAAACUGAUCCACUCCGCACGCGUGAUCGAGAACGAGAUAUGCUACGACAUCAAGGACGCGAACCAGAUUUACGAGCUAUGCUACACGCGCUUCAGCCUCCACAAGCGCAUCUACAACCACAAAACCGCAAAGGCGAUCGAGUACAUGAUCGUCGAUGCGCUUCUAUCUGCGGACAAGCAUAUGCACUUUGCGAAAGACAUCAGCAACGCGCGGAGGUUUCUCUACCUAACGGACGACAUCAUGACCCGCAUUGAGGCUACUGAGCAGCCUGAGCUCGAGGAGGCCCGGGCCAUAUUUCACCGCGUGCACCGGCGCGACCUGUACCGCUGCGUCGACUACAAGGUCUUCCCGUGGGCGGAGCAGGCCAUGUGCCAGUCGUAUUUCACGCCCGAGGCAAUCGUCGACGCAGCAAAGGGGGACCCGGACGGCGGCGCAGACCCCGCACUGCUCGCGGAGCUCGAGCCUGGCGACGUGAUCGUCGACAUAACCAAGAUGCACUACGGCAUGGGCGACAAGAACCCGCUCGAGUCGGUCAAGUUCUACUCGAAACAACACCCGAACACGUGUGAGAAGGCGAAGAAGGAGGACAUCUCGCUCCUCAUGCCGGAGGUCUUCGGCGAGGUCCUCCUGCGCGUGUACACCCGCGACGACAGGUUCUUCGGAAUCAUCCAGGCAGGAUACAACACGCUCCUGAAGGCGCUCGGUGGCGGGCCCAGCGAGGACCCGCUCCAGUCGCCACCGCGCUCGCCGACCCCGCCGGUUUUUCCUGCGCCGUCGACGCCCCCGCGAAAGACGCGCCCCCUGUCGCGCGUACACAGCGCGGGCGCGCGGCUGCUCAGCUUGGGAACGACACCAACGCCGAACACAUUCAUGGCGGUCACGAAGGACUUCCAGGGACGCGCGGCGUCGCCCACGCGGCGGAAGAGCGGGAAGCGGGAGCGUGAUGCGGAGAAGGGGGAGUCGCCGCCCAAGAAGAAGGCUAAGCCCGCGCCGCCUCCCACGGACGACGACCUGGAGUUUUGA
Molecule: messenger RNA, 2903 nt
Organism: Postia placenta MAD-698-R-SB12
Lineage: Eukaryota; Fungi; Basidiomycota; Agaricomycetes; Polyporales; Adustoporiaceae
Exons: 15
Coding region: 21-2903 (960 amino acids)
Biological process (GO): dGTP catabolic process
Cellular component (GO): nucleus
Molecular function (GO): dGTPase activity
Source: RefSeq, a predicted model, not a curated record